This is a messenger RNA of Exophiala xenobiotica, 1696 nucleotides long. RefSeq lists its product as uncharacterized. Bases 69 to 1538 code for a protein of 489 amino acids. The record is from RefSeq and is a predicted model, not a curated record. The transcript has a single exon. Lineage: Eukaryota; Fungi; Ascomycota; Eurotiomycetes; Chaetothyriales; Herpotrichiellaceae.
CUUGAUGAAGACAAGCAGAGGAGGGUCAAACUGUCAACGGAAAUCUCAAGCCUCUGUAGCUUCUCAUCAUGCAAGACACGAGGCAUGUUCCGAACCCUCUACGCCCUUACUAUGUCCCUCCAUCGAUAGGAACCGAGCCACUUUCCAACUCCAGCGCAGGCACAUCCAAGCCUUCCUCAGGUCCAGCCUUCUCCUUCCCCGACAUCGACUACUCGGAUUAUAUACCUGAAGCAAGCCCUUCCAUUACCGGGUCAGUCAAGUCAGUGAUUGAUCGAGCAUUUUGGAAAUACGCAAAUGUUCUCCUAGCACAGCCCUUCGAAGUCGCGAAACUCGUUCUCCAAGUACGCGUUGCACAGGAAGAUGAUGAAGAACUGCCAAAGCAAAAAAGGCAUGCAAGCGAAGACGAACUACUUGGCGAUUAUGAUGAUAACUCUUCCGACAACGAACCCAAUUACUUUACCUCAGCUGCACCCUAUGAAAGGCCUAUCUCGAGUCAUUCGCCGCCUCGUGGCCGGCGUGGAAGGCCACAGCCAGGGGACAAAUCACCCCGAUACACUAGUCAUGGUCAGCAAUCUGACGGGCGGAUACACCUGAAAAAUCCCCAUUCGCUUCUCGAUGCGCUCUCAGCACUGUCUUCAAGCAGCGGUGCGUUGGCUAUGUGGCGGGCUACAAAUUCAACAUUUGUCUACAACAUACUGAGUCGGACAUUGGAGACAUUCUUCCGAAGUUUUCUGGCAGCCGUGUUCGGAGUAGCUGAAAAUGACAUCCUAGUCCCAGCAUCUUCAGGGGCGAUACCCGACACCUCCAUUCUCAAUUCCACCGCUCCAGCCGCUACAGUUCUUAUUGCGACUGCAGCGGCCGCAUUAUCCUCGCUCGUUCUGGCUCCAAUCGAUGCUGCCAGGACCAGACUCAUCCUCACACCUUCCAGUCAAGAGCCACGCACACUGUUGGGAACACUGAAAACGUUACCUACGGCAUACCUGAUUCCAGUCCACCUCAUCCCUAUCACCUUCUUCACCUCCACAUUACCAACGUUGAUUUCUACCAGUACUCCGGUAGUGCUGAAGUCUUACCUGGGUCUCGACCCAGCGAUGAAUCCCGCGACCUGGAGCCUUGCGACCUUCGCUGGAUCUGCGUUGGAUCUGUCAGUCAAGUUUCCCCUGGAGACCAUCCUACGACGUGCACAGAUUGCGACAUGGACAUCUCCUUCAUACUCGCCACCUUCGACGUCUUCGAAGCGCAAGGCAAUCACAACAAUUGUUCCUGUGCCACAAUCUUACCGGGGAAUUCUGCCUACAAUCUGGAGUAUUACACGAGAAGAAGGGUAUUCCGAGUCUCAAAAGGACAAGACAGCAGCGUUGAUGGGCAAAGCACCCAGAAGGAAGCGCAAGGGUCAAGGCAUCGAAGGCUUGUAUCGUGGCUGGAGAGUUGGUUUCUGGGGACUUAUUGGAGUCUGGGGAACCUCGUUUGUUGGAGGGCUACAGAGUGGUACUGAGGCAGCCACGGCUGAUACUGGCGUUCACGGAGGUAAAUUUUAGAGCUCGAACAUACUGCUCACGGUCUCUAUUGGGGUACAGUUGUUGCGUGGAUGGAAAAGCAUGGCGUUCAGGGUGUUAGUUGAUGAUACCCCUACUCUUCUCCGUCGUGAUGAAUAAUACAGGCCUCUUGUAUAAUGUAUAAACAACCAUGACCUGUA